AGCCGGAGAGAGAAGAGGAGAGUUCAUGUGUCCUCACAGUGUCUCCCAGCGCGACAGUAAGUCGGCCACAGAUGAACCUCGCUGCAGCGAUGGAGCCUUCGCCUCUGAUCCAAGUGGACAUGGCCUCAGGGUCUCGUGAGGUGGAAGCCCAAACAGACGAUCAUCUUCUCAGCCUGAAAGCCUUGACGGAGAAGCUGCGACUGGAGACGCGCAGACCUUCGUAUCUAGAGUGGAAAGCCAGAGUGGAGGCCGAGGCGUUCAGGGAGGAGACGGUGGACUUGACGGCAGGACGUCCCCAGGUGGCCUCCGGCGCUCUGGAAAGAUUUGGAAGCAUCGACGAGGCUCUCAGCUGGAUCAGGACCGAGCUGACGGCCAUGCGCGUGCACGACCAGCAGCUCGCCAGUCAGCUCAUGCGACUGAGGAGCGACAUCAACAAGCUAAAGAUCGAGCACGCGUGUCACCUUCACCGAAGGAUGCUCAACGACGCCACCUACGGGCUGGAGGAGCAGGACGAGCUGUCGGACCUGCCGUGUGAGUCCCCCGUCAGCUUGGCUCUGGGACUCUCUGCCCCGCUCCGACUCAUCGGGGUCACCAAGAUGAACAUCAACACGCGGCGCUUCUCGCUCUGCUAGCGGGAAAGUGACUAAAAGUAACGAGUCUGGAGCUUAUUUUAUAACAAAAAUAAAUGAAGCUGGUACAUUUACGGAUUGAAAUGUUCUUUUUUUGGUGUGAAAU
Messenger RNA from Synchiropus splendidus (mandarinfish), 735 nucleotides. RefSeq names its product family with sequence similarity 167 member Ab (gene fam167ab). The transcript is spliced from 3 exons. NCBI's taxonomy places the organism in Eukaryota, Metazoa, Chordata, Actinopteri, Syngnathiformes, Callionymidae. Bases 72 to 632 code for a protein of 186 amino acids. The record is from RefSeq and is a predicted model, not a curated record.